Messenger RNA from Sabethes cyaneus, 1122 nucleotides. It is a transcript of the gene CREG, whose product is annotated as protein CREG1. Bases 185 to 1000 code for a protein of 271 amino acids. Lineage: Eukaryota; Metazoa; Arthropoda; Insecta; Diptera; Culicidae. The record is from RefSeq and is a predicted model, not a curated record. The transcript is spliced from 4 exons.
UCUGUAAUUUCUACUUACAACAGAACGACUGUUGAGUGUUGAUCGUGUCAGUUCUCUUUUCAACCGGGUUCACUCAGCGUACAAAGAGAAAAGGUGAAUACAACUAGUGAGCAAUCCAAUACCAGUCGAGAAGGUUGUCUACCAUCAAUUAGAUCAGCCACCAGAGAUAGUUCAUUUACUCAAGAUGUUGCGCGUUUGCGGUAUCCUGAUGGGUUGUCUUCUAGUGUUAGUUGUGUUGGGCGGAAUAGAAUCGCGCAGUUCGCCAGACACGUUUACUGCAGCAGUUUUACCGGCCAUCGAUCGCAACGAGCUGGAAAGCAACGAUGUACCCGGCAAUGGACCUCCACCGCAUACGGAAUACGCCAAAAUGGCGCGUUAUCUGGUUCACAAGGCGGAGUGGGUAUCUAUGGGAUCAAUCUCCACGGUCGACGCCAUCAAAGGUUAUCCAAUGGUGAACAUCAUAGCCGCAGCUGAUAGUGCACGUGGCGAGAAAUCCACCGGAACUCUGUUCUUCUACCUCACGAUGCUGGACUACACCGCACAGGAUCUGAGCAAGGACAACCGGCUAACGAUUCUGCUGUCGAUGGAUCAGGAUCUCGAGUGCAGCAAGCAAGGCGUUGACCCAAUGGAGCCUACCUGUGCUCGGAUUAUGAUCUCCGGGCGGGCUGUCAGGGUCGAGGAAGGCAGCGACGAGUUCAAGUUUGGUACCAAUGCCAUGUUCAGCCGACAUCCGGCCGCGAAACAUUGGUUGGAUACGCAUAACUUUUUCCUAUGCAAGCUGGAUAUUGUUCAGAUAGCUGUGCUUGACUACUACGGUGGGCCGCACUACGUAACAGUCGAGGAGUAUAUGAAGGCUGAUCCCGACUCUACUUCAUUAGCACCAAGCCCACUUAAAGAUCCAUUUGCACCGAUAGUUCAACAGCAUUCGGAUGACGGAAGGACUAUUACGGUCAAAAUCCAAAAAGACUCUCCGGUUAGACACAUUAAUCUGGAAGUAUAAGUUAUCUAAAACAAUACGCUCGCUUCGUCAUUUGUGCCAAAUAAGAUACCUUUUCUGGGUGUGAAAACUCCAACUACUUAACGCUAACGAACUGAUUAGGGGUAAAUAAAAAAAAAUAUUGA